This is a messenger RNA of Prorocentrum cordatum, 846 nucleotides long. NCBI's taxonomy places the organism in Eukaryota, Dinophyceae, Prorocentrales, Prorocentraceae. The record is from the annotation of a GenBank genome assembly.
AGGAUGAGCUGAUCGAGGAGGUGAGCGCCAUUAUGGGCCACGAGCCCUUCGAUUUCUUCUACCUCCCAUGGGAUUUCCAGGUCAACGCGAACGUUGGCUACGCUUUCGUGAACUUCCACCGGAGUAAGAGCGCGCACCUGGCCAUGAAGCUCUUCGCGAAGUACCAGUUCAAAGUGCACCCGUGCGCCAAGCUCGGCGACGCUUCCCCGGCGCACAUCCAAGGCCUGGAGAACAACCUGAGGCACCUGGAGCACCGGGCAGUGGUGCACGAGAACCACCCGUGCAGCCCGGUGGUGAUGUGGAAGGGGCAGAAAAUCGAGCUGAGCGUGAUUUUUCAGGUCAUGCGCAGCUUGGACAGCGCGAGCCGGGUGCAGCAGCCGCGCUCCAUGCUUGUGCCGGGCAGCUCCGCGAACCGGGUUGACCCUCACGGGCAGUACAGCGAUCAAAUCGGCAACACCAACGACGGCUUCGCGCAGCUGUUGGACCUUGCAGUAGGCAUCCACCAGGUCCUCCCCCAGUGGGUCUUGGCCGCCGACCGAGUCGUGGAGCCAUCGGCCCCGCGGGGCUCCCGUUCCCCCCUCUGGCCACCGGGCGGGGGCAGGGGCGCCAUGAACCUCGGAGGCAUGCAGAUGCACUCCCGAGCCCACGGCGGCCGCAUGGGCCAGCGGGACGUGCAGGUCGAGGACAUAUUUGAGCAGAGCCCGAUGGAGCGGGACGACCCCAUGCAUGGCGGCAUCGCCAUGGACCUGCCGCCAGACCAGCGCUUUCAGCAGCCGAUGUCCUGGCCGAUGUCCCAGCAGCGCAACCACAACGCAGGCUUUGCCAACGCGAACCACAUGCAACCGU